AUGCUGGCUGAUGCAUAUGCACGCGGCGAGGUGUUCAUCGGCAGUAAGGAGAACAGGUAUACUGUGGUAUCCGGGCUGCCGCCCUCGAUCCAGGGAUAUCACUGGAAGUACGGGAUCACCAUUGAAACCCCAGACAGGAAGUUCCUGUUUGCUUGUGAAACCGAGGCGGAGCAGAAGGACUGGAUCGCAGCCUUUCAGAGAGUCGUCAACCGUCCCAUGAUGCCGCAGGAGUACGCAGUUGAGGCUCAUUUCAAGCACAAGCCUUGAUGCUGGCUGUAUGUGCUGUAUGCUGCAGGCGGCACAGACUGGACAAUGAACAGCUGUUCUGUCUCAUGAAGCGCUCCGGACCGAGCGAGUACCUUCCUACCUUGAUUUAGUACUGACUGGACUGUGCUGAAGACGUCUUCAUCGUGAGGCUUGUAUAACCAAAGCAGACGUCCCGGGUUCAGCCGUCAGCCGAGCUACUGUACAAAUAUGGCAUGUGAAUGUUGUCCAUUGCUCUUAAACAUAACAUUUAAUCUGUAAAUCACAAGUGCUAAACACCACGGUGCGUUCUGACUGAUGUUAUUUAUUGGAUUUUCCAUGCAAAUGCUGCUGUGAAGCUUAGAUGAUCCCCAGACACUACACAACACCACACCACUCCGAGUGUCUUUGCUGAUCAUCUAGGGCUUUCGUUCACCAUUACUGAUCAUUUAAAUGUGUGAAAACCAUGUUAGGACAGCUAUGUGAUCAGUAUAGGUUUCAUAUACUACAUACUACUUCUGGUGUCUGUGCAGGGUGCGUACUGUAUGUGUCCCUGCAGCACAAAAGCAGUGUUAAGUCGCUGGGGGAUAUUUGUAGCAA
This is a messenger RNA of Sinocyclocheilus grahami, 843 nucleotides long. Its product is annotated as arf-GAP with dual PH domain-containing protein 1-like. NCBI's taxonomy places the organism in Eukaryota, Metazoa, Chordata, Actinopteri, Cypriniformes, Cyprinidae. Gene Ontology annotation, molecular function: phosphatidylinositol-3,4,5-trisphosphate binding; GTPase activator activity. Bases 1 to 267 code for a protein of 88 amino acids. The transcript is spliced from 3 exons. Gene Ontology annotation, biological process: regulation of GTPase activity. Gene Ontology annotation, cellular component: intracellular membrane-bounded organelle; plasma membrane; cytoplasm. The record is from RefSeq and is a predicted model, not a curated record.